UUUAUUUUUAGUAUGAGACAAACCUUGCUUUAUUUCAGGAGACACCAGUUGGAUUAUAAAUCCUUUUGUAAAUGUGUAUGGUGAUAUUUGCUCCGCUUUUUGCCAUCUUUGCAUUUGCAACAUGCGGUGGGUACUCUGGAGGGCUGCGCGUCAGUGUGGACUGUGCCAACAAGUCGGAGAGUGACCUCAACAUCGACAUAGCCUUCGCCUACCCUUUCAGGUUGCACGAGGUGAAUUUCGAUGUUCCCACCUGUGAAGGCAGGCGCCGAGAAAAGCUCUCCUUGAUCGGAGACUUCUCCUCCUCGGCAGAGUUCUUCGUCACCAUCGCAGUCUUCGCCUUCCUCUACUCACUGGCUGCCACUGUCGUCUAUAUCUUCUUCCAGAACAAGUACCGCGAGAACAACCGGGGGCCUCUAAUUGAUUUCAUUGUGACCGUGGUCUUCUCCUUCUUGUGGCUCGUGGGCUCAUCUGCUUGGGCCAAGGGACUGUCGGAUGUGAAAAUUGCGACGGAUCCCGAUGAAGUGCUAUUACUGAUGUCAGCCUGCAAACAGCAGUCCAACAAAUGCUUGCCUGUCCGCAGCCCGGUUAUGUCGAGCCUGAACACUUCGGUUGUCUUUGGAUUCUUGAACUUUAUCCUCUGGGCAGGCAACAUUUGGUUCGUCUUUAAGGAGACGGGUUGGCAUUCGUCGGGCCAGCGUCACCCUGCGGACACCAUGGAGAAGCAGUCCAGCAGCUACAGCCAGGGUGGCUACAACCAGGACAGCUACGGGCCCACGGGUGGCUACAACCAGCCCAGCACCUACGGCCAGGUGGGUGAGUAUGGCCAGCAGCAGGGCUACGGCCAGAGCGGCCCGACCUCCUUCGCUAACCAAAUCUAGCACAGCCCUCACGUGUAGAGAGUUUCGCAGGUCUCUUUCAACGGUGCCAGGUUUUUUCGGGGGGUCUAAAUCAAUACUACAACGUGAUGUUUCAUGUCAGCCGAAGAUCUCGAGGUGCCUCCAGAGGUGGCUGGUGAGCCGGAGGUGGCACCUCGUCCCUGCCUAGCCCGGUGCGGCAGACGUGCUCGUCACAGGUGGUGACCUGUGUUGCAGUAUGUACCGUAGAGAUAACCUUAUGGUAGUUUUGUAUAUGUAACGAUGGUAGAAGCAUUUUGUAGCCUCAAGUCUGUAGUAUUUAAUAUGCAUAGGAUAAUUGGAUUUCCUUCUGCAUUUUGGUGGAGAAAAAAAAAAGUGUUUUACUAUUAUUUCUACAGAUUAUUCUGUAUAUCCAUGCAUGUAACAUUGCUCCUAAAUUUUCAAAACUGCCUGUGUGUGACUCUUCAGAGCAUUUGUUUUGAUUAUAUCUUUUUUUUCAGAAGAUUUUGCUAUUAUUUCAAAUAACCGAGUCAUCCGUAGCUUAGUGCAUGGAUAAGCAGUUUCAUACUACCAAAUGUCUGGACGGUGUAAAUGGAAAUUCUCAACUUCUGCCGCUGCAUUUUGUUAAAUGUAUGUUUAAAAGAAGUAUGCAUCUUUUAUAUAUUUUGCAGAGUUGAACAUAUGGCUUACCCGAGUUCUGAAUGCUUUGUAACUAAAAUGUUUUUCCUUGAAAUGGCAUUCAGUAGUAUAUAUGGUACUUGACUGAUGUUUAUUCCAUUUAACUAAGCUAAGUAUUCAUGCUAUAAAUCACUAUUUCUAUGGAUGUUUUGUGAAUCUUUUAAUGUGAGCUGUGAAGAAUAAGGACCAAGUAACUGUGUUAUAUGUUUACAAAGGUAUUUAUUUAACUAAGAUAACAGAGGUGCAGAUAUCAGUACAGAAAACUAUGUGAAAACACCCCAUUGCUUAAUACGAAAAACAGGAAAAAAUGCAUGUAUUGUUAUUUUAUAAAGUCAAAAUAUUCCUUUAUAACCUCCUUUAAUAGAAGGAGGAGGAAAAAAGAGAAAAUCUUUCUAACCAUGCUGCUUAAGAUUUAUGAGAUAUCCCUCUGUCCCACUGCUGCCCUGAGUGCUAACUUGGUGCUGUCAGAGAAUGUAACCAGAUUGACCAAAUAGCCCAGGUUCAAAGGAAUUUAUCCUAAAACAGCUGAGCCAGGGCCAGCCUUGUAUCCCAUGAAGAUUUAUCCCUGGAGAUUUGAGCCCUCCCUUGCAACAACUUAGGGGCUGCAUUGCAGCGCUGUAUUUUAAAACACAAUUUAAAGCCUGAAGCACAAUAAACUAAUCAAAACUGAUCAUCUGCAUUUCUAAAUAAAAGUGUAU
Molecule: messenger RNA, 2230 nt
Organism: Nothoprocta perdicaria
Lineage: Eukaryota; Metazoa; Chordata; Aves; Tinamiformes; Tinamidae
Gene: SYNPR
Product: synaptoporin
Exons: 5
Coding region: 72-878 (268 amino acids)
Cellular component (GO): synaptic vesicle; synaptic vesicle membrane
Source: RefSeq, a predicted model, not a curated record